UUUUGAGUCAUCAUUUUACCGUACUCAACUUGGAUUCUGUUAACAAUCAAAAGUUUUUACUUAAGAAGCAAAUUUCUUUAACCAAAAUAUCGUUGGUAAUUUUUCUUUUUCUAUUCCCCGCGUGGCAGUUACGCUAAUUCAUUUACAAUCGUAUAGUAAUAUUGUCUUGUAGACCUGACGUGACGUACGGAAAACAUAUUCCGACCUAUCAGCCAGCUGCAAAAUGGAAUCUGGAAACAAUUUACCCACUGACGGUAAUUAUCCUGGUGGUGAUCGUCAGCAAUUUUGCGUUUCAUGGAAUUCUCAUCAAUCUAAUAUGCAUAAUGCAUUUCCAAAAUUGUUGAGCUCGGAACAAUUUGUUGAUGUCACAUUGGCCUGUGACGGCGGCUCCAUAAAGUGCCACAAGGUUGUACUGUCUGCCUGUAGCGAUUAUCUGGAACGUUUGUUACUGGAUAUUCCUUGCACACAUCCAAUUAUUUUCCUGAGGGAUAUGAGGAUGUGGGAACUCCAGGCUCUCGUUGAAUUCAUGUAUCGAGGAGAGGUUUACGUCGAACAACAGCAAUUGGGAAAAUUAAUGCAGGCUGCUGUGGCUUUACAGGUCCGUGGUCUAUCGAAUCAAGGAAAAGACAAUACCGACUUGAAUGCUGAAUCUAUCUCCCAACAACCGAGCACCCCAACAACGCCAACGUCACCAACGAAACAAGAUUUGUCGCUGGACAUAAAAAAAGAGGACGCGUCUAUAAUCGAUGAAAGCAAUGGAAGCUUUUUCGAGUGCACGCCGACUUUUGGAACACCGACAAAUACUCCUUCAACUACUCCGACUGUGGCUCAAAACACUCAAAAUUCAGCUAGCAUGGAACACACCGAAGCUCUGCAACAUCUCGAGAAGGCACUGAGUGCUUGUGAAGCUACGCUCACCGAGACUCCAGGGCUUGUUAAAAUGGAACCAGACGAACAAUUUAAUCAGGAUCCUAAACCAUACACUAUUAGUAUGGCCCGCAGCACAAAUUGUACCCCGGGAAGCCCAUUUCCAGCUAUAGAAGGUUACCAAAGACGACAGCGCCGUUCGGAAGAAGAGUUAAAACAAGCCUCGGAUAUGGUUACUCGUGGUAUGACGUUCCAAGUUGCAUCAGAAAAGUAUAACAUCCCGAUAAGCACAAUUCGGUUCUACAUGGUACGCAAGGGGAUUUUGCAGAGGAGAAAACGAGGACGUGGAUCGAACACUCUCGGUCUAAACAGCCAACCAGGUAGCCCCGCCAGCCCACCUUUUCACAUGAUGAAUUAUCGAUUGCCAGAGAGCCUAAAUACUAGUUUACCGUAGUGCUAUUCUAAACAGUAGUGAGAUCAUAGAUUACAGUUAAGUGAAAACAAUUGAAUUGCACCAUCUUAGAGCUGUUCCAGACUAAUUUCGUGAUGAUGAUUCGUCGUUACUUUAGAUUCUGACUCGUUUUUUUGAUUCCCGAAUACAAAUUUAAAAUAGUCAAAUCUAAGAUCAUGGAACGGAAAUGAGCAUUGGUACGAUCACUGAACUCAGGUACUGAUGUUCUACCGAACUUCGUUUACCAUCGGAUUAAAGCUUGCAUCAUUAUGCGUCAGGCAUGAGCUAUGUUACAAAUGUAGAUUUUUAGGAUUUUGCUUUUGUGAGUUUGCAAUUCGGAAGUAUACUUACUAUUUCGUUCAUCAAACUCUAGCCAUUUCAUCCUAUGUCAAACGAACAAUAACUAAUAAGUCCGGAAUCAAUUCUGAAAUUCAUCAACGUCUAUUUGGCAUAAUACUCGUGAAUAUUGCCGAUUAACGCGUAUUGAAGGUAAAUAGUUACUUAGAGGCGUUUUUUGAUAAAAGCCCUCAGAAUUUGAAAAAUGCCUUGCUAUUGAUGCAGUCUUUUAAUUUAUGUACUUACUCAGAAUAUUGUUUUCCUAGAUUUUUUUUUACUUCCUUCUCCCCCUGAUUGUAAAUCAGAAAGUCAUUAUUACAAAUCUCAAUUUUCACUCGAAAUUAUUAGAUAGUAAGCGUGACCAAUUAGUCAAUCCCCCCCCUUUUAAGUCUUAGCUAUGACAUCAUCAAAGGUUGCCUUAUCAAAUGAGUUACUAUUCGCAAGUAGAAGUAAUUUGUGCGCACCAUUAUGUAUUUCGGGGAAGAAUAAUGCUUACGCAAAUUCUUUCGCAUCUUAUAUCGAUUUGUAGAUUAGAUCCGUAGAAUAAAGAAAAAUAAUCAAGCGCAGUUUUAACAUCUCAAGGCGAUUUUAUUGAUUGAUAGUUCAUGCUUGGAGCCAAAAAUAAUCGAACACAAUAUGCUUAUCACAUUUUAUUCUAUGUCUCGAACAGCUCGACCUAUGUACAUAUUUACCUUAGAAAUGUUUUUCAGAUUAACCAUAUGAAAUUCUAUGCUACGCGGUCAGUUUUCUGCCACAAUUGGUGUGCUCGUGAUCAUGUCGAUGGGCGUUUAGCUCAACUGUUUCACAGAUUGUAUGAACACCUUCUUCUCGACACCGAGGUGCCUAAAUAGUAGAUAUAUUCCAUAAUCUAACAUUGAUUUGUUCACGAUUAGUCUGAGAAAUAUUUGUACGGUACAUUUUGGUCCAGUUUCAUUCUUGAACUUAGUUUCCAGAAUUGUAAUUUAUCAUUACAUCGAUAUAACUUAGCCCGGGCAGCUUUUCUGUACAAUGAAGCAGCUUGAAAAAGACGUGAUGAAUUCUAGAUAAAAAUAACAUAAGAAUUCAGGCACAACGAUGAUCGGUUAAUAUUAUUUUAUCGUGUUAUCAGAAUCGUGAAAAUUUCAAACUACAUUUUAUUGAUCAGAAUCACUAAGUUCGAGACUGAAUUAAACUGGCAAUACUUAAUUAACUAGUAAUAACUCAGUAUCUGCGGCCCCGUCUCCUUAUACAGAUAUUUUUGUAGGCACUUUAUCAUGAAAAGUGAGUUCUUUCUGGCCAUUCGUUGUAAACCAUACGAAUACACCGAUGAAUUUGUGAAAUUAUACACAGUAAUAAUCAAUUAGACCGAUAUUCUUUCAGAGAUUACUGUUUAGCUUUGAUAGGCAUCACAAAUAAUGAGAAAUCAUGACAUACGUAUACCUAUACUAUAGUAAAUUAAAUAAUGCUUAUUACGCAAUAGUGUACAAACGUGAAGUUUUAAAUAGAUGAUAAAAGAUGAAUAAUGAAAUAAUAAUAAUCGAAAGAAAGAAGAAAAAGAAAAAAUAAAUAAAAUAAAAAAAAAAAAAAAACAUCAGUUUUAUUAAAAAUGAUGAAACAAAAUGAUAAUUUUUUAAUUUCAUCAUUUUUUUUUUAAACUGGUUUGGCCUUUCAGAGAAGUUUUGUCUGAUAGACAACAAUAAUUACUAUGCAUAUAAUGUGUAUAUGAAGUAGUCGAGCGAUGUAUUGCCUUUGUUAAAUAACAUUUUGAUAGAAUCAUAUUUUUCCAUACUAUGCAAUAUAAAAUCGUACCGUAUAAACUGAGAGUGCUCUACAGAUAAUAGUGCUGGACAACAUAAUAAUGUGUAUCGCUUCAUCUCCUUCUAACAAAUCAACUAUAUUCAAUCUCGUCAUCGGCCGCGCAUAGGUUCGUUAAACUGCUGAGAACUUUACAUUUCGGAGCACAUCGACAGCUUUGACCGCGUAUCUAGUUUGAGAGUAAAAAUUUAUUUUUGAACGUGGUCAGUGUGAAAUAAGUCCGACUUAUUCAUGUUAUGAUAUUCAGCACUUAUUCUCUAUACUCUUAGGUACAAAUAAUUGUCCUAAGCUUCCAAUCAAGAGAGGUUUCAUACAAAUUAUUGAACCCAGUAUUUCAAACCAAUGAAGAAUGCUAAAAUUCUUUGACGACGAUGCGUUUGUAAGAUGAGCAAAAUGUUGGGCCCUCCGUAAGGCUAUCGGUGUUUGUAUCUUUAUUUUUUAGCGGAAGUCCUCAUCAUACUCAUGUGUAUAAUAAUAUUUCAUAAAUUGUAACUAAAUAACAAUCAAAGGAGUGUGAGAAAUACUUAACCAUUAUAUUGUCUUAGCCACUAUUAGCAUUUAAAACGUAAGCAUUUUCCUUUUUUGUUCUCGCCCCUGAAUGCGAACUGUAUUCAAUUUCUGUCGUUUAUUAUUUAUCAAUUAUCACCUAUUUCUGUCCAGGUAUUAUUAUUUAUAGAAAUAUUUGGCAGCUGAUGAUAUUAAUCUCGAUACCUCAGCCUAUCAAUAAAUUUUUUCAGGGCAAUUAUCAAAUUUUCUUGUAAAUACGAAAAUCAAGGGUUUUGUCUGAUUGAAUUUUGUUUUUUCGAACCGAGUGUGAGCUCAAACAAAACUGCACUUUAUCUUUAUAUGAAAAUAACGUUACGAAUCUUGAUUAAUUGUCAUCAAGGACGCGAAGCGUAUUUCUUCGAGCCUGGUGCUUUUUGAGAACAAGUUUUUUCUUUUUGUUUUUUUCCCUCUAGUUGCCAGAACAAAUGAACUCGAAAAGAGAAAUAAGCGGGAUUAAAGGGAGUAUGUUCCUAAAGUUAAACAUACAACAAUAAUCGUGUAACUUGUUAUUCCGACACAAUUUUCGAGCAAUCAUAUUAUACGUGUAUGAAAAAAUUUACUUUGUUAAUAGUUCGUAUGUUCAUUUGCUCAUGAUAAUUCUGAUGAACACAUGCUACACAUGUUAUAUCAACAGUUCCCGAGAGUUAGAAUUAUGAAUAUAUUAAGUUUUUGUCCAAAUGGAUUUUCUACAAUCGAAUUUUUUUUAUCUAAGUGUAUAUUUACUUGAAAGGAAUGAAAAAGAAAAAAAGAUGAAUAAGUAGAAAAAUCUUUUUACUUCUUUUCUUAUUAUCCGCCAUAUAAGUUGCCAGCAAUAUUUGUUUGCAGCUUGAAAUAAUGAUAAUAAUAAUAAUAAUAAUAACAAUAAUUGCCAGGUUCUUAAAAUCAAAGUAUUUUUUGUUUUCAUUUUCGUGAAAUGAUUCAUGUUUUAAGGAUACUAUUAGUUAAUUUUAAGGACGUGUAAGAUGUGUUAGUGAAGCAUGCUUCUAAUUAGAAACUUAGAGCAGCAGUAUAAUAAUGAUAAUAAUAAUAAUAUUAAUUAUUAAUAAUACCGAUAACGCGAUAAUGAUGAUGAUGAUGGUGAUGAUGAUAAUGGUUAUCGAUAAUUAUAAACUAAGGCAUUUAUUAAGUGCAAAAGUAUUUCUUAAUAAAAGUAAUCGCAAGAACAGUUUGAAAA
Molecule: messenger RNA, 5168 nt
Organism: Athalia rosae (coleseed sawfly)
Lineage: Eukaryota; Metazoa; Arthropoda; Insecta; Hymenoptera; Athaliidae
Product: broad-complex core protein isoforms 1/2/3/4/5
Exons: 4
Coding region: 224-1321 (365 amino acids)
Biological process (GO): regulation of transcription by RNA polymerase II
Cellular component (GO): nucleus
Molecular function (GO): DNA binding; protein binding
Source: RefSeq, a predicted model, not a curated record